Bursaphelenchus okinawaensis is the source of this 3199-nucleotide messenger RNA. The record is from the annotation of a GenBank genome assembly. Lineage: Eukaryota; Metazoa; Nematoda; Chromadorea; Rhabditida; Aphelenchoididae.
AUGUCUACCGCCGAGAAGAGAUUACAAAGGAUUGCCGAGCUGAGGAAGCAGGUAAGAUCAGUGGCCGUUGUUAACACGAAGAUUAGGUAUUAGUUGGUGCUUUACCAGAUGACUUCCUGCGCAUGCCUACUAGUUCCAAUGCUGAUGCCAACGCAAUGCCUUUGGAUCCUGCGGUAAGUAAUUUCAAAAGUUUUCAAUAUUUUUUUAGACUCAAUUUUACUCGUUUAUUCCGCCAAAUACUCGCGGACGGCUGGUGUUGAAGAUUGUUGAGGCAAAGUUGACCAAGAACUAUGGAUUGGUUAGGAUGGAUCCCUACAUCAGAGUUCGCGUUGGAAAUGCGGUUUUUGAAACCCAUACCUGCAUAAACGGUGGGAAAGUGCCUGUUUGGAAUCGUGUUAUCAAUGCUUAUCUUCCUGUCGGCGUCGAAUCCAUCUACGUCCAAAUAUUUGACGAGGUAAGCAACUUCUGAUAUUAAAUUUAGACAAUUGUUAGUUUUCGAAUAAUUACAACUUAAUCUAAUGUCUUUUCAGCGUUCUUUCACUCAAGAUGAAUGUGUAGCUUGGGCUCAUAUUAUUCUUCCUGAUGGUGUAUUCGGCCAAGAGACUGUCGAUGAAUGGUACUCGUUGUCCGGUCCUCAAGGUGAAGGAAAAGAAGGAGUUCUUAACAUUGUGACAUCAUUCACUCCUGUUGUAACAACUGAAGGGGCUCCAGCUCCAGCAACGACAGGUCAAAUGGUUGAACCACCAGAACCGGUCGAUAUUGGUUCCAUAAAGGAAAUGUUUCCAGAAGUUGAUGAAGAAGUCAUUAGAACCAUCCUGGAGUCCAAUAAUAACAACCAGGAGGCUACAGUCAAUGCUUUAAUUGAAAUGAGCAGUACUUAAAGUAUUUUUCAUCUUCUAAAAUUGACCAUGUUAUUUGUAAUUGUAAUAUAUUGUAUGCUGAAACUGUGUUAAUUUACUUUAUUUAUGCUUGUCAUUAUAAAAAUUUGGGAUAAAGUUAUAUCUCGAUGCGUGGUAUCUGUUUGAACGGAAAGAGUACUUCGAUUAGGAUCUUUUCGGCGUUUCCACGUGUCGCCCUUGGAGUAAAUAAUGAGCGGAAUGAGAGUUGGUUGUUUUUACCGUGGUAUAUUGUACUGGUUUGUUACUGGAUGAGUUGUGGCAGUUUAUUUUCUUAUUUCUGUUAGUUUCGUAAUCAAUAUACUAUUUCAGAUGUUUUCUUCACUUUCCGUGUUUGGUUUUCCUUAAUUUCUGUAAAUGACAUUCUUUUCAGCACUAGACAUGAUGGCGCUAGGUUGGUGCUUGGGUGUGGGGGUUUUAGUUUCGCUUCUUUAUGCCAAGUUUAUGUUUGAUUUGCACGAGAAUACCCUCUGGUUCUCUAACAUAAAGGAAGUCGAGCGCGAGAUCUCUUUCCGUACUGAGUCUGGUCUAUAUUACUCUUACUACAAGCAGGUGGUGAAUGCUUCUACCGUAACCUCUGCUUUCUAUGACCUUAUUCAUGACACUAAGACAGAAUACCCUCGAGAGAUCAAUGUUCUUCAGAGGUUUAAUAUAAUUCCUGAAGUGUUGUUGGCACUGUUUUACCGUUUGUCAUCGUCGUAUGUUACUAUCACUCCUAUCAUGUUUUAUGUAAAUUCUAGCUUCCUUCUGGCUGGACUAAGUGUUCUGUUUGUAUAUCUAUUGACAUAUGUGAUUACCGGAGCCUGGAGCGAGGCGUUCAUUGUGUCUGUUUGGAUGCUCGUGAACUACGAGGACAGUUCGCGGGUUAACUUCGCUGUAAAUAUGCGUGAAGUGUACGCUCUACCGUUUCUGUGGGUUCAGUUUAUGUAUGUGUUCAAGUCUCUUGACUCUGUGGUUUACAGUAAGCAGAUAGUACUGUACACAGCCUUGUUCUCCAUUUCUUGGCAGUUUAACCAGUUUGUUUUACUGUUACAAUCAUUAUGUCUGUUUGUGUUUGCUCUGUUUUACUCCCAGUUCAAGGAUAACAUAAAGAACAUACUUUUUUGUCAAUCAUUGGGCUGCUUGAUCACAGGUGUACUUCAGUUCUUCCAGCCUAUGGUUCUGCUUUCUCCUUUGUAUUUACUCAAUGUUACAGUAGUAUUAUUGCUGUAUAAACUCCCGAAAACCUUCCACCUCGUUAAGUCAACACUUGUUUUCUUGUUCGGAAUUGUUGUCAUGUUGCCUCUGAAUGUUGUUGUAAAGUCUCUGGUCUCUGAUAAGUCAGAUUCUCAUAUCUGGCACUUCGUGGCUUCUAAAUUAGGCGUAGCACAAGCCUCCGUGCCGUUCGAAACGACGCUGUAUUUGUGUCACGGAGCCUUCGCGUUUCUCGGUUAUGACUUUAUCGAAAGAACGUAUAAAAACGGAUCCGUACAGUUGUUCGUGUUUGCUUUGGUCGUUUCGGUCUUCAAUAUCGUCAGAUCGUGGUGGAAGGGGGAACAGUCUUGUCCACGGUUGUUCCUUCUCACCGUGAAAUGUUGUGUCUUCGGCGUUCUUGCUUUCAGCACGAUGAGGAUGAAGUACAUCUUCCUUCCGUUGAUGCUCAUCCUCGCUUCCACCGCUUUUUCCUUUGUUAAUAGACUUUUGGGCCGCUUUGCCAAACUAACCAUAAUACUAGCCUUGGCCAUUACUGUCUUGAGGUCCCAUUACUCGUUCUACUUGAGAGUCAUGAGUCACGAACAGGUAUGCCCUCCCUUCUCGUCUUAAUACCAUCUUGAUAGGAGUUCUACGACCCGGAUACGGUGAGGUUGAUGGAGUGGAUCAAUCAGCAGAACGAAACCAUGGUCUUCUCAGGCAGUAUGCAGCUGAUGGCCGGGGUCAAGUGUUGUACUGGAAGGCCGAUCACGAACCAUCCUCACUUCGAGGAUAGUUACCUACGUGAACGGACGUUGAGGAUCUAUCAGAUGUACGGUCGUCGGCCGGCGGACGAGGUCUACGGGAUCCUGAAGAACGAAAACGCAACCCACAUUAUCCUCGAGGACAGUAUCUGUUUGGCCAAGUCGACCGGCUGCGCGUUGAAAGACCUGGUCGACCAGGCCAACGGACAACAAACAGAAUCCGGUCGAUAUCCGUUUGUCCCCAGCCGAAGCCUCCAGAAUACCGUCCUCCCGCGCUUCUGUGACGUGUUGCGCAAGAAGGGUCAUUCCCAAUUCGCUCUCGUGUUCAGAAAUCGCACGUUUCGUGUUUAUCGACUGCUGCUUUCUUAG